UUCUUCAUCUCUCUCUCUCUCUCUCUUUCUCUCUCUGUGUAAGUGCUUCUUUUCCUACAUGCACCUGCAACUCAACCUCUAUUCCUUUCUCUCCUCAGCUUUCUCCUCCUCUUCUCUCCAAUAAUUACCAAUCUCUCUCUCUUUGUGAGGAUAGAGAAAAACUCCUCAUAUAAGUCCUUUGUGUCAGAGUGGAUUUUCAUUUUUUGGGUAUCUUUUGUCCUUCUAUCUCUUAAUUUGGUCCCCUUUGUCAGAAAACCAAAUCUUCUCUGACAUUCUUUGACACAAAAACAAGAAACUCAAAAACUCUCUCUCUCAAUCUUCAUGUCUCUUUUGAGAGAGAAACCUGCUAUAAAUCCUAAAUCCCUGAGACCCUUGUUCGCAAGGCGCUUCCUCAUGGCCUUGAUCACCUCCAAAAGAGUGAACAAGCGCAAGUCCAGCUUCUCUGCAAGAGCCAGAAGGAUCAAACAGGCCGCAGAUAUCAGCCUGGCUUCUGCAGCCAUGGCAUGCAACUCUAAGCACGCGUGGAGCAAGGCUGUGAUAAGGCGCAGCCACGCCACCUUGCGCCACCAUCGCCUUCUACGGCAACCGCAGGCAGAGGCGGCCGUCCCAAUGAAGGAGUUCCGCCGACCAAGCCGAGCCGACGCGCUUCGCCGGCUUAUGCCUGGCGGCCGGGGAAUGGGUUUCUGCAGGUUGCUGGAGGAAGCUGCUGAUUACAUCAGGGCCCUGAAGGCUCAGGUACAGGUCAUGCAGUGCAUUGCUGAUUCACUCGACCCUUGAAAUUUUAGUUGCUCUUUCUACAGAUCAAAAAGAGGAAAGAAAAACCAAGCAAAGAAGAAGAAGAAGAAGAAGAAGAAGAAGAACAGCAUGAAAAUUUUACUUAUAUGUAUACAUAUGGAUACAGGCCGGGAUACUUAGAGAUCUUUGAUCCUUGGAUUGGUUCAUGUAAAUUAGCAAUAAAUCUUAAUGGCAGCCGUUAGUGCUGUCAACACGAUACAACUCCCUACCUUUCUCUCUCUCGGUUUUCAUGUAAAUUGUGAUACUUGGUUAAUGAUAUAUUUGCUUUUCUUUCGGGAUAAAUGAACGUUAGUAUAUAUAUUACUUU
Molecule: messenger RNA, 1102 nt
Organism: Nymphaea colorata (pocket water lily)
Lineage: Eukaryota; Viridiplantae; Streptophyta; Magnoliopsida; Nymphaeales; Nymphaeaceae
Product: transcription factor IBH1-like
Exons: 1
Coding region: 322-777 (151 amino acids)
Biological process (GO): regulation of DNA-templated transcription
Source: RefSeq, a predicted model, not a curated record